Hyaloscypha bicolor E is the source of this 2338-nucleotide messenger RNA. RefSeq lists its product as uncharacterized. The transcript has a single exon. NCBI's taxonomy places the organism in Eukaryota, Fungi, Ascomycota, Leotiomycetes, Helotiales, Hyaloscyphaceae. The record is from RefSeq and is a predicted model, not a curated record. The coding region runs from base 352 to 2118 and encodes 588 amino acids. Gene Ontology annotation, molecular function: protein kinase activity; ATP binding. Gene Ontology annotation, biological process: protein phosphorylation.
GAAGGUGAAAGCGGGGGUCUCGCAUGCGUUGGUAUGAGUAAGUCAGUCGGCCUCUGACAAGAUCCCAAUGAGGAGAUUAUUGUGCAAUUACCACGGAAUACCUGGUAUAACACAAUACAUAAGACAGUAGUUAGAAUUAGAAGUAGAGCCUCAUUCCCACUUGUAGUAUUCCGAAAUUUUGCUCGCUUCUACUUCUUGUCCUUUCCUGGUAGCUCAAUAGACAUCUUCUCUCUUCUAUCCUGCUCGAACCCGUUGAUGAUACUUUGACCUGGUGCCCUCUCUACUCACUCUUCUCAUCUGAAUCAUCUCCAAACGAGAAUUGUCGUAGAAAAGAGAGACUCAUAUGCCAACAUGGAGCCCACGCCAGAUAUGUUCCACGCGGUCAUGUACCCAACCGCCGCCUUCACCCCGACACUCGCGUCGGACCCCUCGCCACCCACCGGCCCAACUCCCUGGGAAGCUUCCCCUCACAACCCAAAGAACCGAAUAGACAGUCUCACCGCGGUCCUCACACCGACCUGGCGCCUCGACGGCGGCGAGAUGGACGGCACCCGCUUCUUCGCCACCCCCUCGUUUGCCCUCAACCGCAGCCCCCUCCGCAUCGACGUGCACAUCCCCUCUCCCGCAGACCACGCGCCAGAAGUCCGCGGGAUCCUCAAGUCCCACGCCGCCAUGCUCGUCGACGGCAGCCAGCUCGCGCACCUGCCGAUCGCCCAGCUCGUGCUCCGCAUCCUCGAGCGCUGGUCGUCGUCGUCGCGCGGCACCACCGCUCGCCUUGCGGAGCUCUACCACGGCAUGCCGUUCGGCUCGCGGAUCGUGAUUGACAGGAUCUGCGCCGACAUCGACGCCAUCGCCGUCCACCUCAUCCCGAACUACGACGUCGAGCAGCAAUGGCUCAGCCCCGCCGCGCUGCAGCGCAUGUGGAGCGCCGACCUCCCGUGGCCGGAGGUGCGCGAUCUCAGCUGCGUGCAACUGCAGCGACAGCUGCACGACGCGAUCGCGCUGGUGACGAUGGAGGGCCACGGCGACGAUGAGCUGUUCGUGUUCAAGUCCGCGACUGCAGACUGCAAAUUCCUGUACCACGAGCUCAAGCUGCUGCUCAGCAUGGCGCCGCACGCGAACGUCGUCGCGCGGCCCCUCUACAUCGUCACGAAGCGGUGCCGGUUCGGCGGCAAGGUCGGCGUCUGCGGCUUCGUGCUCAGAUAUUACGCAGCUGGCACGCUGCAGCAGACGCUCGUGGCCAGAUCGCGCGGCGGCGGCAGUCUGGCUUUGGAAGAGAAGUUCCGCUGGGCGCGCGAGGUGACGGAAGCUCUGCUGCACAUCCGCGAGUCCCCAGCCGGGUUUUACUCCGACGUGAAGCUGAACAACAUCAUCAUGGACGAGAGGGCGGACGGGCUGCACGCCAUCGUGCUCGACUUCGAGCAGAGGGGCGGCUGGUACAGCUGGAGCCCGCCAGAGGUGUUCUACACCGAGUAUCUGGAGCACGUUGCCUCCUCCCCACACGUUCCCGAGAAGACCAAGGAGAAAUACACAGCCAUGUUGAAGAAGUGGAAGCCAGACUGGGCGCCGAAAUCUCGAUCCGUUCGUUACUGGAACCCGGAGUUCGGCUUCAGCAUCGCGUGGACUUCGCUCGCGGAGCCGGAACGGGAGAGGGCCCAGGUCUUCAUGCUGGGAAAACUGCUCUGGUGUCUGUUUGAGGGCGUAGGGUCUGUCAAUGCUUGUGUGACGCCUGAGACGUUCAGGGACGAGCUCUCGGAGCUGCAUUUCCCUGAGUUUAGACGGACGCCGGAGGCGAUGAGGAGCUGUAUACGGAGGUAUACGUCCGGUGCGCCGGAGUGGGAAGGUCGUUAUCCAGCUGUUGUGAGGAGGGGAAAUAAGCUAUUUCCGAGGGAAAGGUAUGAGAAGUUCGGUGCAGCUGGGUGCACUGCUUUUGAGGCCCAAGAAGCGGCUCGGCAGUGGUGGAAACAGGAGCUGGCUGAUGCAGAGCGCUUUCUAGAGAAUCGCACCUCAAAGUACGCAGAAGGGCUUAGAGGUAGGAGUAUAGCUGCCCUUCAAGAUGGGAGGCCACUUUUGAAAGAUGUUUUGAGAGAUGUUCAAGAGGUUGAACAAGAAAUGUAGACGUCAACUCAGAAUAGGGGCAUGGUAAAUUAAGCGAAAUUCCGCGAACAACUUCCAAAUCGAGCCUUGCUCGGCGGCCUCCUGCUCAGGCAACUUUCGUCGCAUCCAGAAUUUCGUGGGAAAGGGAUAGGAGGCCAUCGAUGUCAGCCCAACGCAUACAUUCACCUAACCCCCACUGCCUACACCCUUUAUCUCCCUCGUCCCUCCCACCCCAUUUGCC